AUGAAUUUCGAACUUGCCACCCUCGUUGGUGCAGCACUGCUUUUAGUGCAUACCGUUGCGGCUGCUACCCCUUUGAGACCCAAUCUGCUCGAAAUUGGUGAUUUGCUCUCUGACAGCAGAAACACCAAUGCGCUUGCCUCUGCUGUGGGCCGCUUUAACGGUCGCUCCUCCACAAACUGCGUGUGGAAUGGGUGUACGGCUAAGCUUCUCGACCUGAACCUCAUCAACAAGAUAUAUGGACAAUACGUACAUGGUGUCAUACAACAAAUGGGGUGUAUUGAAAACACAAGAGGCAAGAAAAAGCAAUAUGGAAUGUAG
Messenger RNA from Linderina pennispora, 318 nucleotides. RefSeq lists its product as uncharacterized. The record is from RefSeq and is a predicted model, not a curated record. Bases 1 to 318 code for a protein of 105 amino acids. NCBI's taxonomy places the organism in Eukaryota, Fungi, Kickxellomycota, Kickxellomycetes, Kickxellales, Kickxellaceae. The transcript has a single exon.